AUGCAGUCCCGAGGUCUCCUCUCGCGCCUCGUCUACGGGUCGAUCUACCUGUUCCUCUAUGUCGUGCUGCUCGGCCUGCUGCUCAUAACCCCCGCCGACGCCAUCGAGCGGUCCAUCGAUAACAACCAGCGAUACAACGUGCUGAUCGUCACCAUCUCAUACGUCGUGACCAUCACCGUCGUCAUCUUCGUUUACAUCUUGCGACUCUACAUCAACAAGCUCGCCCUCGCUGCGAUCCCCAAGGGCUGGGUCCCUAUAGACAAGGGCGAUGUCAAGGAUGCUGUGUACAAGAUGAUUGCGGCGGGCCUCAACCGCAGCGCCACGGUCGCCUACGGUGCGCGCCCUCGGGUCCAGGAGCGCGAUGACGACGGACACAUGCACGAUCCGACAUACCGUGAGAGCACCGACGCCUGGGGAGGGGAGGCAAAUGGUUCUGCUGGAGGCAAGGGGGCCUCCGGCGAGACGGGCAUUCCGCUACCGCCGCGCCGCCGCGCCGUUUGGGGCGAGAUCGAGCACUACGGCUGGGCGUCCCCCAACUCACCCGACCUGCCAGACUUGCAGUAUAGCACUGUGCUGUCCGAGUUGCCCAAUCUGAUCGAAGCCAAGGCCCUGACCAUGGCGCCGACGGAUCCAGAGUCCCAGACCGACCCGCCCAUGCUGGACCCUGAGGCCACGAUCCUCCUGCAGCGGCAGCCGUACAUGAGCCUGCGAGACUACAUGGAACACCUGGCCGGCCUUGGCGUGGUCGACAUGGAUCAGGUGGCUGCCGACUUUCUCUCCCAGUUUGAAUACGCGCGCUUCUCAAACAGACCUAUCUCAAACACACGAUUCCGCGAGAUCAUGCACCUCUUUGCCGAGCUGCUGCGUGCCAUGCAGCCGCUUGACCUUGACGCCCUAGGCUCGCUCAGUAGCAGCGCCGGUGGCGACGAAUAUGAGGAUGAUGAAUGGGGCCCGAGGCCGUCAGAGAGUGACAUCGACAACGACGCGCCCAUGGACCCGACACCGCCCUCGCCGAGAAGCAGCGUCUCUCACGCACAAACCGUGAGCAGCCGAGGAUCUGCGCCCAAGUCGGGCGGGGCCAACACGUCGACGUACGCGUGGAGCUUCCGCACGGCGCCGAACACGCCGGGGAGCAGGCGGACGGCGGGCCUGCGCUCGCUGUCGCGCAAGUCGAGCGGCAACAGCUUCGCGCAGACGAGGCGGCCCUAUUCGCUCAACCACAGUCCGAGCUCGCCUAGUUUGCGAUCCAAGGCGUCGAGCAGCGACUCCGGCUCCGUCAUUCGCCUCGCCACGAGAGAGGACCCGGACGCGCUGCCGUAUGUGCUGAACUUGCGGCCGACGGGAAAUGGGGGGCACGAUCAUGGCUGA
This is a messenger RNA of Purpureocillium lilacinum, 1368 nucleotides long. RefSeq lists its product as uncharacterized. Lineage: Eukaryota; Fungi; Ascomycota; Sordariomycetes; Hypocreales; Ophiocordycipitaceae. The record is from RefSeq and is a predicted model, not a curated record.